This is a messenger RNA of Cyclocybe aegerita, 336 nucleotides long. Lineage: Eukaryota; Fungi; Basidiomycota; Agaricomycetes; Agaricales; Hemipholiotaceae. The record is from the annotation of a GenBank genome assembly.
AUGUCAGGCGCACCCCGCACCCAGCCGCUGUCUACCUCUGACUCAAGCCCGAGCUCGAGCUCAAGAACCGAGUCAAGCUUACCCACGACGCGCAACACGACACCGGCGAACUAUCAGGAAGAGGCUGACUCGAGGCCGUCGCCCACGUUCCUCGCAGAGGUCGACGAGUGGUUAAACCAGAUCAGCAAGCAGGUGGACGAGCUGGAGAGGCGUCAUCGGGCACACCUUUCGAUUGAGAUAAAGUGGACGCCGGAGAUGAAAGCCGCUUGGAACGGCCGGAAGCAGGAAAAGGAGAGGAGAAAAGGGGGACAUGAUGUGAAGAUCCACAAAGCCUGA